UGAAACUUGACACGUGAAGGUCCUUUGCACUCGGCACAUCAAUGACAAUUGCAACAUAUCUCGAUGUCAGACUCUGAUGGCGACCAAGCGGGUGUGCCUCUCAUAGAGGAUAUCUCAUCAUCCGACAACGAUCAAGCCACGAAGAAGAGGAAGCGCAGCAAUGAGGACUCUGCGGAAGCGAAGAAAGCCGCCAGGAAAAAGAAGCGCACAUUGAAGAAGCCCAAGGACAUUGAGGACGAAAGUCUGGACGCUGAGUUGGGUGUCAAUCAUGCGAUUGCGCACAUGGAUAGUCGGCUGCUGGUGGAUCAUCUUGCGCAACGGACGAAGAGAUUCAAACCCGAUCUAAGCUUGAUGGAACUGGAGGACAUGUUUGUACCUGGGGGAGCAAUUGUCGACACAACAAAAUACGAACAGCCUCGGACAACCGAAAACAUUGCACCGUUCCUCGAGCAAUUUGCUGCACCGAGGAGAACGAACACCCGAGGAGCGAAGAAGCUCUCAGAUGCACCACCAAAGAAUGGUACUCCGCAUACAUUGGUAGUGGCAGGAGCUGGGCUACGAGCAGCGGAUGUCACACGAGCGUUGAGGAAAUUUCAGAGUGAGAAGUCCAUGGUUGCGAAGCUGUUCGCUAAGCACAUCAAGAUCAAGGAGGCAAUAGAGAUGGUUUCAAAGACGAGGAUGGGCAUUGGCGUUGGCACCCCACAGCGGCUCAUCGAUCUAAUGAAUGACGGUAUGUUAUUACAGCGCAGGUGCUUUGUUAUGGUACGUAAUGAAACUAACGCUUCUUCCAUAGGUGCGCUAUCAACGAAAGAUCUCGAGCGCAUCGUGAUCGAUGCAUCACAUAUCGAUCAGAAGAAGCGGGGUAUUUUGGAUAUGAAGGAUACGGCACUGCAACUCGUCCAACUCCUCACACGACCCGACUUGAAGGAGAAGUAUACAAAAGAAGCCGACGAUAAAGGAGUGGAGUUGCUUUUCUUCUGAACCGACUUGAUCAAGUAAAGAGACAUGGCUUGGCACAGGACGAGCGGUGCUCGCGACACU
Dissoconium aciculare CBS 342.82 is the source of this 1041-nucleotide messenger RNA. RefSeq lists its product as uncharacterized. Gene Ontology annotation, cellular component: 90S preribosome; nucleus. The coding region runs from base 64 to 981 and encodes 305 amino acids. The transcript is spliced from 2 exons. Lineage: Eukaryota; Fungi; Ascomycota; Dothideomycetes; Mycosphaerellales; Dissoconiaceae. The record is from RefSeq and is a predicted model, not a curated record.